AUGCCUCCUCCGUCCCUCCGGGAGGCCGUCGAUGGAUGUGAUAUUUUCACAUUUUGUCAACAGCUGAGAGCGGCCAGCGCUCUUUCUGACAGCUUUGCACUCGACGUUUCUUUCGUUAGAAUAUGUAGAGAUUUUCUUUUGUUUUUCCCUCCCCACACUCCGCCCCCCCUAGUUCAUUCUAAUUCGCUCCUCGACAAGCAGAUGUAUUACAGAGGCUCGUUUCCGACCCGGACCGAGCGCUCACCGUACCAGACGUUGUCUAGGUGGACUUCCCACUGGCCACAUAAACUUUACACCUCUUCGAUGAAGGGUUUUCCUGUGUACGCCCCCGUCCCCCCACACCCAAGCGAAAUAACAGCCCCACCGUGUCAUCAACACGGUUGUCCCCCCCACCGCCAUGACAACACCUCCACGGCCACCCCCUACCCUCUCCGCGUAGACGCAUGA
Messenger RNA from Prunus armeniaca (apricot), 447 nucleotides. The record is from the annotation of a GenBank genome assembly. Lineage: Eukaryota; Viridiplantae; Streptophyta; Magnoliopsida; Rosales; Rosaceae.